Messenger RNA from Corylus avellana, 1179 nucleotides. The record is from RefSeq and is a predicted model, not a curated record. Lineage: Eukaryota; Viridiplantae; Streptophyta; Magnoliopsida; Fagales; Betulaceae.
CUAAUAGUCCUCCACCAAAACCUUGGGAGCGAGCAGGUGCCUCAUCUGGCCCUGCACCUUUUAAACCCCCAUCAGCUGGCAGCACGAGUGAUGUAGUUGAGGCAUCAGGAACUGCAAAACCUGGAGAAAUAGUUUCUACUUCUAAUAAUAAUGCGACUAUUAACCGGAAUGCCCUUAGUAGACCUGUUCCCACAAGGCCUUGGGAACAGAAUAAUGGGAAUAGCAACUAUGGAGGUUAUGGCUCUAAUCUGGGCUACAACUCUGGCUAUGCUUCUGGAACGUAUGGUUCAUAUGGUGGUGUUGGGGGUUCAUAUGGGGGUGUUGGGGGUUCAUAUGGUGGUGUUGGGGGUUCAUAUGGGGGUGUUGGGGGAUUGUAUGGUGGAGGGAUGUACGGUAACAGCAUGUAUAGGGGAGGAGGUUAUGGUGGGGCUUAUGGAUCUUCUGGCAUGUAUGGUGGUGGAAUGUAUAAUGGUGGUUUGGGAGGCUCUAUGGGUGGUUAUGGAAUGGGUAUGGGUGGUCCUUAUGGAGCUCAAGAUCCAAAUGAUCCAUAUGGUGCUCCUCCAUCUCCUCCAGGGUUUUGGAUUUCAGCUCUUCGUGUGAUGCAGGGCGUGGUAAACUUUUUUGGUAGGAUAUCGAUUCUUAUAGACCAGAACACACAGGCCUUCCAUUUGUUCAUGACUGCAAUGCUUCAGCUUUUUGAUCGCUCUGGUGUAUUAUAUGGAGAAUUAGCUAGAUUUGUGUUGAGGAUUCUGGGCAUUAGAACAAAGCCGAAGAAGCUUCACCCAUCAGGCCCUAAUGGACUUCCACUUCCUGGACCUCACAAUCCCCAUGUAAAUCAGAACUAUAUUGUGGAAGCCAAGGCUGCUCCAAGUGGUUCUUGGGACAAUGUUUGGGAAACUGAUGCUGGCAAGUGAUCCAAUAUUAAUUAUGCUUUUGCUUGCAUCGAGUGGACUUUGCUAAAAGAGUAAAGUUUGAAGGAAAAAAAAUCUCUCUCUCUCUCUACACCAAUAUGAACUGGAUAUUAUGAUUUACAGUGUGAAAUUAGUCAAUCUAUGUAACUCCGUGCUGAGAUUGGUUUGUGCUUUAAUUGGAUAAACAGCCUGUUCAAACUAGUGAGACAGGAGCUCGGCUAUGUAUCAUUUGAUGAUAUGAAUGAAAUGUUGGCAAUAAGUUAUGUGA